AUGUCACCUCCAACAAACAGCUAUGCGUUGCACCGCAACUACCACUCCUCAGCUCGGUUAAACGCCCAGAACCACCUCUGGAAGGAUGCGCUGGGCUACAGCCUGCAUCCGUGCAUCGGAUUGACCGGCGACUCGGCCCCGCGCAUCGCCGACAUCGGCACGGGCACGGGCAUCUGGAUGAUGGACGUGAAGCGCGAGUAUCCCGCCGCGCAGAUCGACGGCUUCGACAUCUCCUUCGCCCAAUGUCCGCCGCCGGAAUGGCUGCCGGAUGGCGUGCGGCUGCGCGAGCUGGACCUCUAUGAGCCGCUGCCCGCCGAGCUGGAGGGGAUCUACGACGUCGUGCAUCUGCGGCUGUUUUUUGUGGUGAUCCGCAACGAUGACCCGGGUCCAGUGCUGCGGAAUAUGCUACGCAUGCUGAAGCCCGGUGGGUGGCUGCAAUGGUCGGAACACAACUACGAGUCGUGGUCGGUGCAGUCGGUGGGCGGCCGGGAGACCCCCGCCUUGGACGAGAUGAUGAACCUGAUGAAACAAACGGGUUUGGGACGCUGGGUGCCCGGCCUUCCCGAUCUCUUCGCGCAACAUGGGAUGGUGGAUGUGCGCAAGGCACUGCAUCCGUGCAGCCCGCACAGCCGCGUCUAUUGGAGCCAGCUCCAGUUCAACUCCAACGAGGAAUACAGCUAUCUGGCCAUGGAUAACAGUACAGCGGAUGCGGCCGGGCCGCGUCUGCGCACCCUUAUCGGACAGGCUGCCGACGAGUGUCGCCAGGGGGCGGGUUUCGACUUUACCAUUGAGGUGGCGUUGGGCCGGAAGUCCGUGGGGGAAAGGCAGUUAAUAUAA
Messenger RNA from Aspergillus brunneoviolaceus CBS 621.78, 837 nucleotides. Its product is annotated as class I SAM-dependent methyltransferase. The transcript has 4 exons. The record is from RefSeq and is a predicted model, not a curated record. Lineage: Eukaryota; Fungi; Ascomycota; Eurotiomycetes; Eurotiales; Aspergillaceae. Bases 1 to 837 code for a protein of 278 amino acids.